AUGUCCAGACCAGAUCUAUGCUAUUCUGUGAACGUUUUAUCUAAAUUCCAGAGUUCACCACAGGAUAUCCACUGGACCGGGCUCAAGCGUAUCUUGAGGUAUCUUCAAGGCACCAAGGACCUCCGCCUGGUAUACAAACGGCAGCAUCACGAGGCACCACUGGAAAGGUUUGCUGACGCCGAUUUCGCGAACGAUGAGGACGAACGACGCUCAAUCUCAGGAUCGCUCUUCACAGUUUAUGGUGACCUAGUGUCAUGGUCGACGAAGAAGCAGGCAAUGGGAACCCUAUCGUCCACCGAAGCCGAACUGAUUUCGCUUUGUGGAGCAGCGAAGGAGGGUGUAUGGCUGUCCAAUUUAUUGUGUGAGGUUGGAAUCAAAUGGAUUCCAUUCACCAUGAAUGAGGAUAACAUGCCCUGCAUCAGGAUCGCCGAAGAACCUAGGAGUCAUCAACCGACGUACGGCGACUACCGGGCCAAGAUGAUGGUGUGGCACGCCGGCGGAGCUUCGUCGAAUAGCCUCCAACGUUGUCGGGGAGUUCACUUUCUGUGGACCGGGCCAAACUUACGGGAAAUGGCGCGCCGGCAGAUUUCCGUCGAACACAGCACAUUCCGUCGAACACCUUCGCCUACCGGGCCAGAAUAG
Molecule: messenger RNA, 642 nt
Organism: Aedes albopictus (Asian tiger mosquito)
Lineage: Eukaryota; Metazoa; Arthropoda; Insecta; Diptera; Culicidae
Exons: 2
Coding region: 1-642 (213 amino acids)
Source: RefSeq, a predicted model, not a curated record